Messenger RNA from Zasmidium cellare ATCC 36951, 651 nucleotides. RefSeq lists its product as uncharacterized. Gene Ontology annotation, cellular component: multivesicular body; ESCRT III complex. The coding region runs from base 1 to 651 and encodes 216 amino acids. The record is from RefSeq and is a predicted model, not a curated record. The transcript is spliced from 3 exons. Gene Ontology annotation, biological process: vesicle budding from membrane; late endosome to vacuole transport via multivesicular body sorting pathway. Lineage: Eukaryota; Fungi; Ascomycota; Dothideomycetes; Mycosphaerellales; Mycosphaerellaceae.
AUGGGCAACUCGAACAGCUCCGGCAAGAAGAUUUCCGCACAAGACAGAGCGAUUCUGGACCUCAAGAUCCAACGCGAUAAGCUUCAGCAGUAUCAGAAACGAAUAACGACAAUCACGAGCCGCGAGACGGAGAUAGCAAGAGAGUGCUUACGCAAUGGAAGCAAGGACAAGGCACUGUUAGCUUUGCGCAGGAAGAAGUAUCAAGAAUCACUACUGGCCAAAACGGAUCAACAGUUGGCGCAACUGCAGGCCCUGACCAGUGAUGUGGAGUUUGCUUUGGUACAGAAAGAUGUCAUGUUUGGGCUCCAACAGGGUACUGCAGUAUUGAAAGAGAUACACAAAGAGAUGGGGGGGUUGGACAAGGUUGAGAUGAUAUUGAGUGAGAGCGAGGAGGCUCAGGCCUAUCAAAAGGAAAUAAACGAGAUGCUAAGCGGUAAGAUGUCGAAUGACGAUGAAGACGAAGUGGACCGAGAACUGGGAGCAAUGGAACGAGAAGCGCAGCGAGCACAGGGCAUCACGACCAUGCCCAACGCCCCGUCAGUGACAGCAGGUGAACUACCUGACGCACCUGGUGAGACACCGGAAGAACAGAUAAAGAGGAAGGGAAGGGAGAGGGCAGCUCGAGAUCGUUCAGAACCAAUAGCUGCGUGA